AUGGACCUCCUGGAUCAGAUGCGCCCCGCCCUCACGCCCCGCGAGCUCCCCCACGUCCUCUCCGCCGCCGCCGCCCUCCGCCGCCCGCCGGACCGCGUGUGGUGCGUGGCCAUGAUGGCGCGCGCGCACGGCUGCAUGGACGGCUUCACGGCGCACGGGCUGGCAGUCAUGAUUUGGGCGGUGGGGCGCGCGGGCAUGCGGACGCGCGCCGACUGGGCGGAGCGGUUUUUGUCGGCCCUCGGAGAGCGCAUGGACGGCGGCAGCUGCGGGCGGCGGGAGCGGCCGCGGGAGCUGGCGCGCGCGCUGGCGCUUGCGAUGCAUGGGAUAGGGUCGACGGGCAGCCAGCCAGGCGGCGCGUGGAUGGGGCGGUGGCUGGCCGCGGUGCACGGACUGCGGCGGCACCUGGCGCCGAGGGACGUGGCGUGCCUGCUGGUCGGGCUGCAGCGGCUGAGGGCAUUCACGCCGCCUGCCUCCUGGCUGUCGGCCAUCCUUGAGCACUUCCUGCACCCAAAGCAGCUCGCGGCCGCCUCUGACCUGGAGCUUGCGACCGUGGUCUGGGCUCUGGCCAAGCUCGGCGCCGCGCCGGCGCCGCAGCAGGCGGCCCGCCUGCUCAACGCGGCUGCGGCGCGGCUGCCUUUGAUGGCACCGCGCGCGCAGGCGACACUGCUGUACGGCGUGGCACUCGCGCAGGCGGGGGGCGUGCAGGCGCGGCAGCAGCAGCAACAGCAGCAGCAGCAGCAGCAGCAGAUGCAGAUGCAGGAGCGGACAGAGCCGCCGCCAGUGCAGCUGCGCCUUUUAGGUGAGCAGCGGCACGAGGUGGGCCACCAGCAGCAGUUGCAGCAGCAGCAGAAACAGCAGCAGCAGCAGCAGCAGCAGCAGCAGCAGCAGCAGCAGCACGGCGGCCAAUCGCCGCGUGCCGUGCCGCAGCAAUGGCUCGUUCUUUACGAGACUUCGUCGGCGUCAAACUUGUCAUCCCUCGACGCCCACGGGCUGGCCACCACAGCCUAUGCGUUCGCGCUGCUGAGGCACCUCCCGGGGGUCCAGUGGCGGGCCGCCUUCUCGGCAGCUUCCCUGCAGCGCCACCGGCAGGGCCGCAUGGGGACUGAGUCGUGGCACAUGCUGUCCGAGGCUGCGCAGCUGCUGAGGUGGCAGCUGCCGCCGGCGCUGCUGGCGCGGCCGCCGCCUGGCGUCGGCGCUGCGCCUGGGACGGACAGGCAGCGGCCGAAAUGGAGGGAGCGGCAGCAGCAACGGCAGCGGCAACAGCAGCCAAAGCAGCUAAAACAACUACAGCAGCAGCAACCGCAGCGAUGGCAGCAGCAGGAACCGCAGCAGCAGCAGCAGCAGCAGCAGCAGCAGCAGCAGCAGCAGCAGCAGCAGCAGCCAGGGCCUUGGAGGCCGCAGCGGCAGUGCGAGGCUCCAGGCGCAGUGCGUGUGCGCGAUGACGCGCCGAGUUGA
Molecule: messenger RNA, 1455 nt
Organism: Monoraphidium neglectum
Lineage: Eukaryota; Viridiplantae; Chlorophyta; Chlorophyceae; Sphaeropleales; Selenastraceae
Exons: 2
Coding region: 1-1455 (484 amino acids)
Source: RefSeq, a predicted model, not a curated record